GUCAGAGCCAGGAGAAAGAAGUGAUUGAGUAGGGAUCUGAACACAGAUGAGGUUACUGCAGCAUUAAACAGAUGCCAUACAACAUAGAGAGACGUUAUACUGUUAAAAAUGCAGAGCACUCCGAAUUACCUGUGGGAGCUGGAAAACCUUUUAGGUCAAGGAGCCACUGCCAGUGUGUACAAAGCACGGAACAAGAAAACUGGGGAAGAGGUAGCAGUGAAGGUGUUUAACAACCUCAGUUGCGAAAGACCACAUGAGGUGCAGAUGAGAAAGUUUGAAAUGUUGCGAAAACUCAACCAUGUCAACAUUGUCAAGCUGUUUGCUGUUGAAGAAAUUGGCAGCACCAAGCAGAAAGUGCUGGUUAUGGAAUACUGUUCAAGUGGGAGUCUGCUCUCUGUCUUGGAAGAGCCAGAAAACGCCUUUGGAUUGUCAGAAUCAGAGUUCCUAAUUGUGAUGCAAUGUGUUGUUGCUGGAAUGAACCACCUACGGCAAAAUGGGGUAGUGCACCGGGACAUCAAACCAGGGAACAUUAUGCGUUUAAUAGGAGAAGAUGGACAUAGCAUUUACAAGCUGACAGAUUUUGGUGCUGCCCGAGAACUGGAUGAUGAUGAGAAGUUCCAGUCUAUAUAUGGGACAGAGGAGUACCUGCACCCAGAUAUGUACGAGAGAGCAGUGUUAAGGAAACCACAGCAAAAGAGUUAUGGUGUGACAGUUGACCUGUGGAGUAUUGGUGUGACCUUUUACCAUGCAGCUACUGGCAACCUCCCAUUCAUCCCAUUUGGUGGACCUAGGAAGAACAAGGUGACAAUGCAUAAAAUAACUACAGAGAAGCCACCAGGUACCAUUGCAGGGGUGCAGAGGAAGGAGAAUGGAGCUAUUGAGUGGAUUUAUGAACUACCAGUUAACUGCCAGCUGUCUGUUGCACUAAAGACGCAUGUGGAAUCUAUUCUUCCCAAUAUCCUUGAAGCUGACCAAGAGAAAUGCUGGGGCUUUGAUAAGUUCUUUUCAGAGACAAACAAAAUACUCGAAAGGAUGGCAAUCCAUGUUUUUUCCCUGCCACAAGCCAACAUGCAUAAGAUCUAUGUACACCCAUGUGACACUGUGGCUAAAUUCAUGGAAAUUGUGUCCAUAUACACCCUCGUGCCUCCAGAAAGGCAGAGGUAUUUAUAUGAGGGCCACCACUUCCCCAUAAACCCCGCCAUGGAGGUCUGCAGUUUGUCUACAACUACAGAGCAAAAUCCUUUUAUCCUAAUUGGCAGUGAAAUUCAGGAACCCAAAUCUGUCAUCUACAAAGAUCCUGCCACUGAUUAUCCCAGGUUUCUGCCAUCUGUGAAUGUCGUCGGGGACUACACAAUUGCAAAGAAUGUCCUGGCUGCUGUUUACCAGACAAUACGAGUGUCAAAGUCGCUUUUAAGAUGCCAAGAGUUUAUACCCCGUGGGACAUACUGGCUAAUUCAAAGCAUGAAAACAGAAUACAGACGGAUUGCAGACAAGAAAGGAGCUCUGGUACCCAUACUAAACUGCAUGGCCAACAUAGAGAAUAGGACCCAACGCCUAUGCAAGAAGGGAAAUUCUGAAGCCACAGAGAUGUAUGACCAAGGGGAGAGUCAUUGGAAGUUGCACUCUAUGGGUAAUAUCCUGUCCAGAUUCUCCCAGUGUUUGGAUAAAGAGAAUAUGCUUGGGCGGAUAUUGCUAGAUGUUCUGAAGGAGCAGGAUCAGUUUCGGAUGGGCACAAGUAUCAAUAGGAUGGAAAAUUGUCUGCAGAAAAUGCAACUGAUAUUCAGACAGUUCAAGAAAAGGAGGCAGCAGCCACGGCUUGGAUACAAUGAAGAGCAAAUUCACAAACUGGACAAGGUUAACCUAGGAAAUCUGGCCAAAAAAGUUCUAUCUAUUUUUCAAGAUGAGGUUGCACUGAUGUAUCAGACAGCAUUGUCAGAACAUGCAGCCAAAAUGAGGGCAAUUAACGAGAUUCAGAACCACUUAGGCCUUAUAAAUGGAUACCUGAUAGAGUGCUUUCGGGAACUUCGAAGUUACGAGGAAUCUGUAAAUAAGGCUAUGGAUAGAUUGUCUGAAAGAAUGCUGCAAGUAUAUCCAGUGCACUCAAACCAUAGUCCACAAGCCUCUUACCCUAAUGACACCCAAGAUGAUCUUACACUUAGAAUUUUACAACUCAGGGACGAAAUGAAAGCUGUGACAUACGAGUUGGAGCAAAACAACAGUAUUAUAGAUAGAUUAAGUGUAUCAUCAUCAUCUCCUGGUCUAUGAAUAUUGGAUCAUGUUUUAAAUGUUUAUUUUUAAGCCAGGAAAUUGUUCAUCAAUCAAUUUUAAGAACUGAUAUUUUAUUUUUUUAUGACACUGCCCAGCCAUUUUUAUACAUCUCAUUGCAAAUAA
Molecule: messenger RNA, 2391 nt
Organism: Spea bombifrons (plains spadefoot toad)
Lineage: Eukaryota; Metazoa; Chordata; Amphibia; Anura; Pelobatidae
Gene: IKBKE
Product: inhibitor of nuclear factor kappa B kinase subunit epsilon
Exons: 21
Coding region: 109-2265 (718 amino acids)
Biological process (GO): peptidyl-serine phosphorylation
Cellular component (GO): cytoplasm
Molecular function (GO): protein serine/threonine kinase activity; ATP binding
Source: RefSeq, a predicted model, not a curated record